ACAACCCGCCACUAGUAUAUAUACCUCGGUCGGCAGAACAGGAGCAUAGUCAUAUCUGGCUUCCUUCCACAACCCAUCCACAGGAAAAAAAUGGCCUUUAAGUUCGUCAUCAUCUCGUGCCUUGUGGCCGUUGCACGUGCUAGUGUAGCGCCGGCGGCGGUAGCAGCACCUCUCGCGGCUGCGCCUGUUGUCGCGGCGGCUCCAGCAGUAGCGGCAAGACUGGAAGAAUUUGAUCCUCUUCCCCAAUAUAGAUUUGGAUACAACGUAGCGGAUUCCCUGACCGGCGACUACAAGAGUCAGCAAGAACAACGCGAUGGAGAUCUGGUUCAAGGCUCAUACUCUGUGGUAGAACCUGACGGUACUCGUCGCGUUGUUGACUACGCCGCUGACUCUGUAAAUGGAUUCAACGCCGUCGUACGUAAGGAGCCACUAGUAGCCGCUGCCCCAGCGGUAGUACCUGCUCGCAUAGCGGCUGCCCCAGUUGCCGCUGUGGCACCUGCAAGACUCACCGCAGCAGUAGCAGCCCCAUAUGCUGCCGCGUAUGCUGCGCCUGUCGCCAAGGUUGCCGCGUACACGGCUCCCGUAGCUGCUGCCUACACAGCACCCGUAGCCAAGGUUGCCGCCGCACCCAUCGUGUCUCCAUUCUCAAGGCUCGCAGUAUCACCACUAGCUUACAGCUAUGCUCCUGCUGCCCCCGUUGUAGCCGUGUAACGACCUAUUACAACAAAAGGACUGACUUAUUUUUGCAUUAAAGGCUAAAAAAUAAACAUUUUUGUACUGGA
This is a messenger RNA of Galleria mellonella (greater wax moth), 782 nucleotides long. It is a transcript of the gene CPR70, whose product is annotated as larval cuticle protein A2B-like. The transcript has 2 exons. The record is from RefSeq and is a predicted model, not a curated record. Gene Ontology annotation, cellular component: extracellular matrix. Lineage: Eukaryota; Metazoa; Arthropoda; Insecta; Lepidoptera; Pyralidae. The coding region runs from base 91 to 711 and encodes 206 amino acids.